AAUCGAAACGCCUAUGGCUACGAGUGGCUCCUCGAGCGGCUGAUGCUUGGCUGAUGGCGCCUGCAGCAGGCAAGGCUGACAGGGCUGUUUUGUUUUUGGCCUGCUUGAAAUGUUACGAGUUGAUGCAGCUAAGCAUACGUGUCAUGAAAAUGAAGGACAACUUCAUACUGCUCUGACAAUGUUGGUUUUCAAGUGAACGAUGUACCAAAAGUGUUGGUAGCACUUCGGACGUUGGCCACCAGCAUUGCUUCCCAAAUGGCACGAAAAUUAAACGUGCAUCCAACAAGCAGGGACGGGUGUGACAAUGAGGCAUCUGAACUCACAGCUCCUCACGUAAAGGUGACCCGGAGAAGGACCUGGGCUUCACUUGUUGUGGUUCUGGCCUGUCUCUCUGGAGUGGCUAACACAUUACAUACUUCCACCCUCUUCGAGAACGACCGCCACUUCUCGCACCUCUCCAACCUAGAGCGUGAAAUGACAUUUCGUACCGAAAUGGGACUUUACUAUUCGUAUUACAAAACGCUAGUCGAAGCUCCAAGCAUCGUAGACGGGAUUCAUUCCCUGCUUCACGACAAUCGGACCGAGUAUCCAGAGGUUAUGAACACCAUACGCCGCUUCAAUUUGUAUCCAGAGCUUGUGCUGGGGAUCGCAUUCCGGGCAUAUGCGGACAUUGCAGAAAAACUAGGUUUCUCGACGCGAACAUGCUGGAUGGUCUACAGAGGUGGUAACUUACCAGACGCAGAAAGCUGCGAGGGCCUUGGCGACCCGCCAUCCUUCUACGUAACAGCAGUGUUUCUAUGGAACGGGCUUAUCAGUGCUGGCCUUUUCGUCUACGGAUUGCUUUUGAGUGACUCCAUCUUUGGUGGUGUGAUAAGUGUGCUCUGCUUCUUCUACAAUCACGGAGAUUGCACGCGUGUCCAGUGGACACCACCCUUGCGUGAAAGUUUCGCCUAUCCAAUUUUUGUUUGGCAGGCGCUGGCGACGUCGCUUUUCUUACGUCGAGGUGGAAGCACACUCACUUCGGUGGCCAUUACAUUUUUGACUGUAGCGUUUCAUUUGUGCUGGCAAUUUGCUCAGUUCGCACUUUUAACGCAGUGUAUGUCUCUCUUUGCAUGCUUCGUGCUGCAGCAGAUACCACUUGACCGACUGCGUUCACUUAUUGUCCACUAUGCCGUAGCGCUUGUGAUUGCCAACAUCUUGCUGUUUCAGAACGAGAUGCUUCUGACAUCGCUUUAUGCGUCGUUUUUGUUGUCUGCCAUUGUUGUCAUCAAAAUGUUCGCGCUGUACUCGAAUAAGUUGAAGAAGCAAUGCGUGUCUCACUGGGAAGCUCUCGCGCUUCCCACGGUGGUUGUCGUACUGUCCAUUGUCGUGAAGCUUGCCUUCUCAAGACUCUUGGGUGUUGCUAGUGAUGUACAUAUUUGGAAUAUUCUGUUAUCUAAAAUGACGAGGUACAAAGAUUUUCACACGAUGUUGUACACGUGUGCACCGGAGUUUGACUUCUUGAACCUUAGCACUGUCUUGUCACUAACAUGGACGCUGUUGAUCCCAAGCAGCAUAAUAUGCUGUCUUUCCUGCGUCUUUGUAAUAAUUGCCAAGCCUGGGUGUAAAAGUCUUCACGGUGCAGUCUUGUACAACAUUCUCCAGGCGGCCGUCUUUUGCGCCAUGGCAGCUUUCGUAAUGCGGUUGAAGGUCUUCAUGACACCGCACCUAUCUAUCAUUGUGGCUCUACUUUCUUCAAAACACUUUUUUAGCUUCAUCAAAUCGACACGUAUAUACGCGUCCGUGAUAGUAGCACUCGUUGCUACGAUGACGUUUCAAGGGAUUAAGAAUGUUCGCAACCAAAGAUCAAUCAUUGGGGAGUACAGCAACCCAAAUUUGGAAGAACUGCUGCUGUGGGUAAACAACAGCACCCCAGAAACGGCCGUAUUUGCAGGUCCAAUGUCCACCAUGGCUAAUCUCCUCCUGUCCACUAGAAGGCCCAUUGUAAACCACCCUCAUUACGAGCACGCCCCCUUACGCGAGCGCACAAAGAGAGUGUAUUUAAUGUAUAGUAGGAUGACGCUGUCAGAGUUACAUACUGUUCUGAGUUCCAUGAAAGCACAGUACCUCGUAGUAGGAUCACAGUGGUGCCAAGGGCGGUCAAGGACUGGCUGCAGCCUUACAGACAUCUGGGAUGCUACAGAUGGCAAAACUUACAACAAAAAGGACGACUUACCAGCUUGCGUCAUCCUGCAGGACCCAGAUCGGAACCCAGUGCCUUUCAUAAGGGUAUUUAGCAAUGAUGAAUACACGGUGGUCAGGCUUUAGGCCUCACCUGCACAGAGAGCUCUUCUUCCUUCGUGUCGUGUGACAGUUGUUUCAUUACCUGUUCCUAUGAUGUAUUGGUUCUACAUUCCUUAAACAACGACCGGAAAAUUAACAUUAUUGAAGUUGAAGUCACUGGUUGGAUUUUUAUGCAGAAUAAUCUGUGCAAGAUUACUGCCUACAAUUUGUUGAUGUGUUUUGAACUCUACAAAGGAUGGUAUUUGACUGAUGAGAUGUGACUGAUUCUUAUUUUCUACAUGACUAACAAUUAUGCUGUGAAUUCAUGAUGAAUGAUGUGAUGUGAAUUCUUGUAUGUCUGAAGCUGCAGUAUUUUUCUGAAAGAGGGCAUGAAAGGGUAGUAAAAUUUAGUCAGAAUUAUACAGGAUGAAGAGAGGGUUGAAUCUGAAUAUAUGGCACCUCAAAAGCAGAAUUGCAUACUCCAGUAUUUCUUUUUUGUAUGUGUUUUUUUUUUAUAGCACUUGGGUGUUAUAGCGUAUACAGAUAUAAUGAUUUGAAUACCAUAUAGCAAUAUAGUACAAGAUUCAUAAAGCCGAAUGGGAAACCUUAAAGAUAAAGCCAAAUACAAUUGGACGUUUAGCUUCACUUGGGUGUUAUAGCGUAUACAGAUAUAAUGAUUUGAAUACCAUAUAGCAAUAUAGUACAAGAUUCAUAAAGCCGAAUGGGAAACCUUAAAGAUAAAGCCAAAUACAAUUGGACGUUUAGCUUUUGUGGUAUAAGUUCCAUUUGGUUAUUAUUGUUUUAUGCCUUCACAUAAGAACUGCAUUCAUGUCUUUCUUUGCGAAUGCUGUACCAUAAUAGUGACUGGGUUCCGAUUUGUAAAUGGAAUGCUGAAUCCUCUGUUUGGGUCCACUUCAUUGUCAUGCUUUACCCUUUUUUACAUGCAUGUUUACAGGAAACUGUUUUAACAUGCUGUAUGUAGUAAGAAAAAUAAGUUCAUCUGAUUCACUCCCAUAACCGUGUAUCCACACGAGUGACAUUCCGCAGAAUACUACAGCGGAAGAUGCAAAAAAACGUCAUAGCUUUCUGCUGUCACGUGAACGUGAGCGCUCAACGGCAUGUCUUCACAUACACUGCUAACAGUGGGGAAUAUCAGCCACAAGAUAUUCCGUAGCAGACGACAGGAAAAGACGGCGACGGUGUCGUCUGCAAAGUGUGCAGUACGCCACUCCCGAUAUUCCGUACCGUGUGAGUGCUUAACAUAACACAGGACGGAACUUCGGCUUUGUGAGCAGUGUUCUUGCUUUUCCUUCCACUAGAAUCUUCCGUGAGGAUGUUGCAUGUAUGAAUACAUGGCAGAAAGAGCCAAACAUGUGACUGCUGGUUCUCUAUGAACAGAGUUUGUCAGUGACCAUUCACAUAACGCUAUCUGGAGUACCAAUCGACAUUUUAUUGUAAAAUUUCAGUUAUAAAACUGUUUGGUAGACAGCA
Messenger RNA from Ornithodoros turicata, 3753 nucleotides. Its product is annotated as protein C-mannosyl-transferase DPY19L1-like. Gene Ontology annotation, molecular function: mannosyltransferase activity. Bases 256 to 2307 code for a protein of 683 amino acids. Lineage: Eukaryota; Metazoa; Arthropoda; Arachnida; Ixodida; Argasidae. The transcript has a single exon. Gene Ontology annotation, cellular component: nuclear inner membrane. The record is from RefSeq and is a predicted model, not a curated record.